CCACAUUGCAUUAAAUUUUCAUUGACCUGCUUGCAGAAGUUGUUUUUGUUGAGCAGGCAGAGAACAAGCGACCAAAAUUCAACCAGUUCCGAAGUUAGCAAAAUCUCAAUUGGAACAUUGUUGAUCAGAUGUGAAUAUAUACUAGAUAAAUUUUUGAAGGAUGAGAAUGAACUAGGGGAUUGUCCACUGCCUGCAGCAAGAUUAGAAGAAGUUCUUUUUGUUCUCCAGGAGCUGGCUUGUCUUGUUCUUCAAUCAGAUAGUGCAUCAUUUCUUCCUUUACACCCAAAAUUAAAGAGUGGCCUUGUACAGGAGAAUCGUGCAAACCAUUUGCAUUUGAUCGUUCUUUUCCCUUCCUUUAGUGAACUAGUCAUAUCAAGGGAAGCCAAGGUGAGAGAGCUGGUUCACGUAUUGUUGCGACUUGUCACUUCAGAAAUGGGUUUGAGAAAGCUUUGUUCAACAAGUUGAUUGUUCUUUGUAUCAUCAUUCUAAUUAUCAUAUAUUUUUGUUCCACUUUUAUUUUUAAAUUUCAAUGCUCUUAUGUGCAUUAGUAUGAGAAGAUCAUUAAAGAAAAAUAUCACAAGAUAUCUUUUUUCUUUGCUACUAUAUCACAUGAAUUGUUUAAAUUAGUGCUAUAAAUAAAACACUAACAAAAACAUAUGUAUGAUGUAACGUACAGAGUAAUAUGUGGGAAUUCUGGCUGCCUUGGCAGAUUGCAUUCUUUUGUCGUGUUCUGCUAAUAGAGGAUCUAUUUCUUGCAAUGCGUUAUUUUGUUUUGGCUAUUCUCCUAAUAUUUACUCCGUACAUGUUUUGUUUGCUAAGUUUCAUAUUGUUGGUGUGCAUUAACGUUUUCAAUGAGGAAAGAUGCCAAGGUGCAAGAACCCUACCUCGCGUCAAGAAUUGGCUGAAGAAGAGGACCGUCCGUGGCGUCGUGACGGCAGCAAGUACAUUCACAUUCAAACUGGUCUCGCCUUCAACACUAGAGCAUCGGUCGAGAGAUUCCACAACAUCUUUCUCACGAAGGAGAUUAUUCCACCGAAGAUUGUGGACAAGGAACUCUUCAAGACGGCAACCUAUGCCCCGAGCAAGUCCCUUUUCUCACAGCAAGAUUUAGGAAGGGAAUUGAUAAGGCGAAAGAUUAAACUUGCCUAUGGAGGAGGUAGUGUUGGCCUUCAAGGAGCAGUUGCUUCAACAGUCUUUACCAAUGGUGGUCUCGUUAGAGGUUUCACUCCUGGGUACAUAGCAACACGACGUGUCUAUGAACCUACAUACGGUGUAGAGCAUACAGUUCCCAGUAAUUACUACAAAUAUUUUGAAAUGAAUCAUGCCGUGGAAGCUUUCAUUGUUCUUCCCGGAGGAGUUGACACUAUGGAAGGUUUGUUUACCUUGAUCUCGUGGGCUUCUGAAGGGUUACACAAUAGACCCAUUGGUCUCUUGAACAUUGGCGGUUAUUUCAACAACCUAAUCAAAUUUCUAGAUGAUGCGGUGAGGCAGAACUUCAUGUCUUUGAGUUAGAGGAAACUUUUCAUUUCUUCUUUCUUUGUCGAUGAGCUUUUAGACAAACUAGAGUUUGUUAAAGCUUUCCCGGGUCCAGGGGUUAGUUACGAUGAGUUUGUGAAUCAUGUAAGACUAGACUUAGAAUUGCAUCUGUAACUUUCCUUUUGUAAUCCAAGUUGUAUCUUAUGUUGCAAUGAUAUUAUCCAUAAAUAUUCUCCUAGGCU
This is a messenger RNA of Cuscuta campestris, 1718 nucleotides long. Lineage: Eukaryota; Viridiplantae; Streptophyta; Magnoliopsida; Solanales; Convolvulaceae. The record is from the annotation of a GenBank genome assembly.